AGUUCCUUUGAAUUUCUGCAGCCUUAACGUUGCUGGAUGUGAAAGUGAAAGUAAACCUCUGUGAGGCGACAUCUUGGAAGCGUGGUUGUUGUAUUUUCGAGCUCCACGGAGAAAUCACACUAAAAAAGGCAAAGCUGACUUCAGACCUAUAAAUAUAGGUUUAAUUACACCCUGAUUUCUGUCUCUAAGGAGUUUAGCUCGAUUUCACAGCUGGGACUGUAAAAGCAGAAUGGACGGACGUGUGAUUCAUUUGUGGCUUGUGGGGUUUUUGGCAUCAUCUUGCGGAGCUUCUUCAGAUAGUCUGGUGGUUUUGGUUGGGCCUCCUGUCUCGGUGCACCGUGGCCACACAACCACAUUACCAUGCUGGCUAAAUCCACCGCAAAGUGCUGAGGAUCUGGAGGUACGCUGGUUUCGUGACAAUGACUUUGACAGCCCCAUCAUACUUUAUCAGGGGAAAAAGGUCACUGUAAACCAGGAGGCUUCGUAUGCUGGCCGAGUCUCAUUUGGCUUAAAGGACACAAACUCUGACGGGUUGAAGUCAGGUGACGUGAGCCUGAAGCUGGAAAAUGCCGUGAUUGAAGACAUAGGAGAUUACACCUGUUAUGUAAGCAGCUACCAGGGUUAUGACAGUGCAACUAUUAAUCUCCUUGUAACAGAAACUGGAGCCCCUCCUCUGUUGUCAGCUGUGUGGACAGAAGAUAACAGGGUGAAUGUGAGCUGUGAAUCUGAAGGCUGGUAUCCGAAACCAGCGCUGCGCUGGUUGGACCAGACGCAAGAUCUGACCCCUGGAACUGUGCUCUAUGGCAACGGUUCUUCUGGCCUUGUCUCAGUCAGCAGUUGGGUGCUUGUCAAAAGCUCCUCAGAGGUCUCCUGCUCUAUUGGUGUUCCCAACAAUGCAGCAAAGGAGGCUAGAAUGCGCCUGGAAGGUCCUCCUGCUCAGAAGGAGUCCGGAUCCUCGACGGCUGGAUGGGUGGCCUUCUCACUGCUCCUCGUAGGCAUAAUAUUAGCUGGACUAGCAGUUAUGUACAUCAGAAGGAAAGGGAAGAAAACCAAAUCAGACCGAGGGCAGGGUGACGAGGAUGACCCCCUUUUGCCAAAAGAAAUUUCUGUUCUAUCAGAACUUCAACAGUAUUAUGUAAAUAUUCAACUUGAGGACACAAACAACAGAUACAUCACAAUGAAAGGUACUUUACUCCGAGAUGCCCCUUGUGAUAACUUUCCUGAUGGACAAAACGUCACCUGUCUCACUGCUGUCAAAGGAACAUCUGGGUUCUCCUGUGGACGACACUACUGGGAGGUUUCUUUGAAUAAUCCAAAGCUCGGCCCCAAACAGUCCUGGUGGGUCGGAGUGACAAGUGCAACUAAAAUUCCUCAGAAAUUAGACCCUCCAAACACAGCUGACGGCUUCUGGUUCCUGUCUUCUUCCCCCAACAGAGCAGACAGAUUUCAGUUUAGCACUGAGCCAAAGGUUUUUAUUGGCUGUCCAAGACCGCAGACAGUUGGUGUGUUUUUAGAUUAUGAUGGUGGAGAGCUCUACUUUUAUAAUGUGGAAGAUACAACUCUAAUUGGAUCUUUUAAAGCCACAUUUAGAGGUGAAGUAUUUCCACUUUUCAAUCCUGGGAAAGGUGAUCAAGCACCUCUUGAGAUUUUACACAGGGAAGAAGUGAACCAGUCUGGUGAUGAGAGGGAUUGUGUAGUUUCAGUUGCACAAUAGAUGGAAACCUAACCAGAAUUCAGGAAAUACUGUAUGUUGCUGCAGCAGCUCAUAUUUGUUCAGGCUUUUCUUAUUUGCUAUUUGUGACCCAAAACCAAGUUCUAUAAAAUAUUUUGGCUGAGUUCUGAGAAUUUCAUAUGUUCUGAGCUGGGAAUUUUUCUAAUUUCACCCCCAAAACAACGUCUUACCUGUGAAACCAUUUUAAGGGUUGAAUAUCUCCAAAAAUGCAACUCUUUCAACCACGAGAUUGGUGAGGACACAAUUCAAUUUCAAUUCAGUUUUGUUUAUAUAGCACCAAUUACAAUUCAGAUUGUCUCAAGACGCUUUACAGAACCUAUAUGCCUGAAUACAGCCUUUCACCAAUCUGAAGGCCUCGUCAGUAGAAUUUGAUGUGUAGCAGGUACAGCAAGACAAGGUUCAGGCUUUUUUUUUUUUGCUGCUAUUUCUAUAUGCCAAAAUCAUGAUUUGAACUUGUUGGUAGGGCCACAAAAACUGGUAUAUAUGAUGUUCUAUACGUGCAAAGUUACAAGCUGCUAUAAAAUACCGAAAAACUGAAACCUUGUGUUACCACAACAAAUUCUACUGUUGUUAGAGGCCUCAAAAGUUGAUGAAAUGUUGGUUCAAGACUAUUUUUAGUUGCAAUUAUGGAUACAUCCAUCAAUAUACAUUUGCAGGAACUUUCUGCAGCCCAGUUGCCACUUCUUUUUUUGCACUUUUUUCCAUUUUCAAGCACCAGUAAAUAAAAGUUUGACUUCUGCUGGAACUAUUCAAUCAUUUGGAUCUCCUAAAAAAAAAACACUGGUCUGUGUCCUCAAAUGGCACAGCUGUGGUAGGUAUAUUUCUGGAGACAUUGGAUCCUUAUAAUGGCUUUCCAGUCAAGACAUUUCCUGAGGGUGGAAAUACAAAAGUUCCCAGGUCUGACAAAAAAUAAACAGAAGUCUUAGCCAAAAUAUUUUACAGAACUUAGCUGUGGGUCCCAAAUAACAAACAAGAAAACCACUGAGAGCGUAGUACUCCGCCAAGGCUGCUCAGUCGUAUCGUUUCUGACGGCUAAAAUCUUGAAAAAAAAUUUGUGGCAGAAAUCAUGGCAGCAUAGAAUGUGGCCAUUUAAUAUAAAUGUACCAACAAACAAAAUGACCUUGCGCUGAGCACAGGUUUGUGUUGUGCAUGUGUACGUUACGUACGGAUACGAAUCCCAUGACCUAAAAAUGUAGCAGGCGGCGGGAAUUAAUGGGACUUGGAAACACAUCCACAAUUUAAUCAAUUGUUCCUUGUUUCAUUUCCAAGGGAUAAGUCCCGAUAAGUCCGCAGCGGCCGAUUUGUAGUAGGAUCACAAUCAUGUGAUCAGCAGGCAGCUGACAUAGUGUUCACUUGUCAUACAGUGAUGUCGUGCCGCUAUCUGGGAGUGAUACAGAAAUCUUUAACAAGUCCAUGGAUCCAGACUAUAAGCCGCAUCACUGCCAAAAUCUAAGCAAUUGGCCCUUGUGUCAUUUCUGACUUUCCCUGAAAAUUUCAUCCAAAUCCAUUAUUCCAUUUUUUGAGUAAUGCUGCUAACAGACAGACAAACGUACGCCGAUUGUCACAUAACUCUGGCGGUUCCUUGGAGGAGUAAUAAGUAAACUCUGAAAAGCGAAAAUUCUGACAUGGUGGCGCAACACGCUAACUGAAAUGACACUAGCUGACCCUACUCCCAUUUCAAGAAGCUGGUUGAAUGCUUUUUAAUGUUUCAGCAUUGUCCUGUGCUGAAGAGAAAUCAGGGAAGUGAGUAUUCUGAACUUAUAGAUUUUUUCAUACACAUUUUUCAGCAGCAAACUGUACACACUUGAGUAAUGAAGGAUGUUGUCUAAAGGGAUUAUGUAAGUGGCAUAAUUAUCGGCAGCUUUGUGACACAUUUGAAAUAGCUAAACAACUGAGACGUGACCGAUGGAGAAUCAAGGGUUUUGUAGCAAAUAAUCGACGGGGAUGCAGUAUUACGGUUACGGUUUCUAUGAGGCUCAGGCACAGGAAAGGAGAUGGAGCACGAGGGUUUAAAACAAUGGCUUUUUUACAGAAAGUAAUACACAAGCAUACAAGACCUACAAAGGAAACCAGAAAACUACAACCGGAAGUAUACCAAGAAACAAUAUUGUCAAAGACACUAACACUAUGAACUCCCCUAGUGAACGGGAGGAAAAUUACACAAUAAGCUAUCAGGCAGGUAAGAACAAACCCACGGAAGGUAACGCCUAGGCAGGCUCGAGGUAUAGGGAGAACUAGACAGCAAAGGAAUACUAACCUGAGAUAUACAACAAUCAGAAGAGUGACACUAAGCACUCAGAAAAAAAAAACUAAUCCAGAAGAAUUUAAAAUUCACAAGACAGGGUGAUACGAGAAAUACUAACACAAUCUGAGAACACGAAUAAUUCUACAAGCUAGAUUAAUACAAUUAAAUCUAAGACUAAUACGGGCUACACUAGCAACAAGAAUUCAGUCUGGAUUUGCAGGAGACUGGGACUUAGCUGAGUAGAACAGGUGGAGAGUGGAAGGGUUUGGGAUACUGGGGUUUCUCCAGGCCAGGAGGGAGCUGGGUGUUAGGAACCGGAACAGCUGGAGGGACCUCGGUGGUUGGCAGGUGGCGUGCAGAGGAGCAGACUGAAGUCGAGAGGCAGGGGAUCCAGGGAACGGACGAUAGCUGGCUAUGGCAGGCAAAAACCAGGAGAGGCACGAGCAGGCGGGAAUACAGACUAGAAGAAAACAAACACAAGUUACUAAGAGCUCAGAAGCCAGGGAGCAGGACUGAACUGAACAGAGAACUGACUGGUGAUCAUUCACGGUCUGGCGACGAGUGGCUGUGGCGUCUGUAUUUAUUGCAGCUGGGGAUGUCUUGAUUGGCUUGAUUCCACCUGCUCAUGCUCAGCUCCUGUUGAUUACCAAUGACUAGCACCUGCCGCCACAGCCUGUGUCACACACACCUAAAAAAGAAGAAAGGGCGGGGAAAGGGGAGAGAGCUACCUGGAGAUGCAGGCGUAACAUUAACUGCAAAAGAACCCAUUAACCUCGAGUGCCACUGUAUUGUAGACCUGCGACCUACCUCAGGUGUCCAGGAGUAUAAGAUAUAAAGUGGUCAGAAAAAUUCAAAAACUUGAUCGCAACUUAAAGAUUCACAACUUUAAGAGCCAAAACAUACGUGAAAAUUAACUUUUACAGACUUUAUGGACAAAACAGCACUCCAUCACAUGUAUCUAAGUAAUCCACUGCUUGGCUCAAAGGCCUCAAAGAUGACUGAAUAAUGACUCACUCGUUUCUCACUGACUGGAAUCUUUUUGAGAACUUGAAAUGACGUUGAUGGUAAUGGGAGAUGAUAUAUCUCUAAGCAGCAUUUUAUGAGACUCUGUUUGCUGCGUUGGUGAAAGUAAAGAUACCAAGAAUCUGACACACCACAGAUGGCAGUUAUUGAACAGGAGAUUGGUUCUAAUGGUGUGACAUUUACGAUACAUUUUUAUAAUAAAAAUGGGAGGGACAAAACUCACUUUCCCUUCGUUAAACAUUAAACUUCGAGGUACAGUUAAAUUUUUAAUGAUCUGAACGCAUAGUAUUUGUUAAACCCAAUUAUUCUGAUAUAAUUUGUUUCAUAAUUUCGCACACUAUCUACACACUACUGUAGCUACCAAACCAAGACCCGGUCAUUGUUUUUACUUUUAUAUUAUCGUAAAUAUUUGUGUGUAAUGUGUAUAUAUAAUUCAUGUUAAAAAUGAAAGUCGUAUUAGCUCAAAUGACACACCGGAUUGACAAAAUGAUCCGUUUUAUCCGUUUAGCAGCAUGUGGCAUUUUAAAGUAAUUAUAGUUAAUAUUUUGUUAAGUCCAGUAUGCUUAUUCACUUUGAUGCUUGCUGUGUGGUAAAUAUGUAGCUGGAGCUGGCAGCCUGUUAGCUUAGCACAAAAACUGGAAGCAGGGGAAAACAACUAGCAUUGCUCUGUAUGAAUUUUAAUGUCUAACAGAUGUUUAGACACUUUUUGUGGGAUUUAACAAGCAACAUAUAUACAUUCAGUGAGCUUUUGGGAUUCUGGUAGGUCAACUUUGUUACCUGGAGACUAAACCUACCUGUUUGAUCUAAGCUAAUCAGCUGCUGGCUGUAGCAACCAACAGGUGAAUUUUCGAAAUCCAUUGCUUUAAGUGUCUCUUUGUUGGUCGUCUUGAGGUAAAAUGCAAACCAUGACUGAUGUUCUGAUCGAGUUUCAAUCUGAUACCAUUUUUCUAGACAGUACACACAUUGAGUUCAUUGAAGCUAUUCAAAACAAUCCAGUGUAGAUGCUUGACAACUGAGUGGCAUCCAUGCUGUUCCUCAAUGUUCUAUAGGUGGUCAGGAACUAUGGCUGCACAAGCUCAAACAUGGUGAAAACCUAUACUCUCUACAUGCAUGUCAAAAAAUGUAUUGUCGAUUAGCUGUAGUACCUGGUUAUUCCACCAGAUGGAACCUCCUACAGUUUAUUUCUGUAGAGUCCAGAGGAAUUGGUCAUUCGGAGUUCAUGUUGUCAAGCAGAGAGUGUUGUGGGGGUUUUAGGUAGCAACAGGUACCAAUGACAGAGACUUUUGGGACAGUUAAUGACCUCCAGGCAGAGCUCAUGUGUUUAAGACAAUCUGGGAUCAACUGCAACACAGUUUUUAUAUCUUAGUGAUGUGUGGAACAGAGCUGUGAUCAGUCGUGAUCACAAUCUGAGCUAUAACAGGACAUCCCUACAUACCACAUAAUGUCAUGCCUCUGGUUUGUUGUGACAUGCCUCUUAGUCAGCAUUGUUUGGAGUUCAUAUGACCACAUUGCUACAUCAGUGUGAUCUUUGAGACUUAAAUAGUUCUGCUGUGUCUACAUUUCAAUAAUUUCCUUUUAUAUAGAAAGUGCUAUCCAGUACUGUAAGUUUUAUUGACUUUUCUUAUUGAUGUGAAGCUAUUAAAUGCUGUUAUGUAUUAAUUUACAAUAAGCUGUUGUUAAGGUACUCAUUACAACAUGUAUCAUCAUGUUGUCAUUUCUUGUGCUUACAUACUUCCUUUAGCAUCUUGACUCUGCAGUUUUUAUAACAAAAUGUAAACGUUUCUUGCCUUGUAACCUAAAUAUCAUAGAGGUACUUAUUUACAUUUCAAAACAUUGUUUUCACAAUCUGAGUAGGACAAAUGUGAACAUCUACUCUCAUUUCUUAAAUUGCUUUGCUGCAUACGUGUGGAAUUUUAAAUUAAUUUAAAGUGGAUUUAUUUUUAACAUGUGUUCCUGGUACAGUAUAACUGUGUAGCGGUAAACAGUUCUAACUUGUCUGGUGUUUUAACUACUGUACAUGUCUGAUGACGAGAACGUUGCCUGGUCUUGGUGUUUUGAAUUUAAGUCCAACUCAGUAACUGAUAAGUUGUAGUAACACACCUGUGGAGGGCGCCGCAGGUGUCUCAGGUGAACUGACUGAAGCAGGAAUGACGCGUGAAAGGUGUGUUAUUGCCACCUACUGGACUGUAAUAUGAAACACUAGAUUGUCAGAUAAAAAGGAAAAAGAAGCGAAAUUAAAUUCUCUAAAAUAAUCCUGUUUCCUUGAGGUACUUACUGUAAUUGGGUGACUGUAUAUUCACCAGGUGUCCCAAUCUGCUAAAUCUAUUAAAUGGGUCACUUGUUAAAAAAACUCGGAGAUGAGCCAUGAUUGUGAAUCCCUCCACUUAACACCUCCUAUUACUAGAACACUACUAUUAUUUAGAUUCUUUUUGUCUUCCUCUGUUUUUUACAGAACAGUUUAUCAACCACGAAUACAGAGAGAAAUAUGGUUAUCAUUUCUGUACCUAAAGAUGCAUUUGACAGAAAAUAUACACGAGUUGUUUAAUUGUUUAAGUGCAAAAUCAUUGCCGACAGCAAAUGACACAUAUUUGUACUUUUAACGGGCUUAUUGUACAGGCCAGUGAUGGUCAUCGUUGAUUUAAACAGUGUGAUGUGCUUCUUUAAAUAAAAAUGCUACUGGCAAACUUU
Molecule: messenger RNA, 7688 nt
Organism: Amphiprion ocellaris (clown anemonefish)
Lineage: Eukaryota; Metazoa; Chordata; Actinopteri; Pomacentridae
Product: butyrophilin subfamily 1 member A1-like
Exons: 8
Coding region: 230-1714 (494 amino acids)
Molecular function (GO): protein binding
Source: RefSeq, a predicted model, not a curated record